GAUGUGCUUUUUCGCCAUAGCAAGCUACACAACCAGCAAGCGUCCGAUGAACGUGGGGACGCAGCCAACUCAUUAGUCGGCAUUGCUAGGGCAUCGCCUUCAAGUGCAUCCAUGAGACCAAUUCUAGAAGAAGGCAUGAAUUCGCAUGCCUCUUUCAACCCUACCGAAAGACCGAACUUCGCUCAACAGCGGUCCUACGCUGAUCCAAGUAUGGCACACUCCCGUCACAUGUCUAUGCCUGACAUAUCUCUGGUACAUCAACAAUAUAAUAUGAGCCCGCAACAGCACGGUUCAUUGACUCAACUCACGCCAACGCAUACCUAUGCUGGACCUGAAUUUACACCAGUAGAAUUUCCACCGAACGGAUCAACACCCGCAAUGCCACCUCAUGCAUACGACCCACAACUGGUAUCGAUGGACCAUGCUCACAUAGACGGUUUGAUGUCAGACCCAUUUGGAGUAGGGGGAUUACCUGUAAAUUCACCCGGACAGUCUCAAGACAUGCUACAAUUUUGGCUGGCACAAGCGGACAACGAUCUGGGUUACGGUUCUAUGGCAUUGCCGGAUAUGAGCAGCGCACCAUAUACAUCUGACCCCAAAUAUGAGCCAGCACACCCGCCUGUGCACCGAGCAGCAACAUCGGAGACCAGUGAUACGGCAUCAACAGGGAACAUACCAAAUGAGCGUUUUGCACGAGUGGAAAACUGUUGGUUGGCCAAGAACAAUGGCACUCACCAUCUCAAUCCAUCACUCUGGUCCGAUAUCGUGCGCAGCCCGGGACCAAACCUGUUCUCCAUUGGUGCUUCGCAGACUCGAGAAAAGUCGGAUAGCCGCUGGGGCGUAAAUUCAGCAUUGCGCUCACGAUUAGAGGCUGAAUUUGGCGCACAUGUGUUACAGCCGGGAGGCUCUGCCGCCAAACGACCUGGUAACUUCCCUCCUGCAGAGGUACUUGAGAUCUGCUUGGAUCAUUACUUUCGACGUUUCCAUCCAAUCGCUCCUUUCAUCCACGUUGCGACUUUCGAUGCAUCCAACACUCCUCUUCCUUUACUCUAUGCUAUGUGCAUGCUCGGACUCAGUGCAUUGGAAUCGAGCAAUGGCGGCAACUUCAUCUCCAAUGCGUUUACAAGGCAAGGGUUGUUCUGUGUCGACGACAUUGAUGUUGAAGAUACGAUCACUAAUAUCGGCGACAAAAAUUCGCGAUGGCUAACCUGGGCUCGCAUUGAGAGCGCCAAAAGGCUUAUCGUAGCAUUGUUAACUACCGAUUGGUGGUUCUCUGCAAACUCCUCGGUGAGCCCAGUAAUACGACCGGAGACACUGCAGCUAUGUCUUCCAUGCGAUGAUAUACUCUUUCGCGCAGAAUCUGCACAGCGCUGGAUUCAGCUGCAACAGAUGGGGAAAAGGAUAUCCAUGCCUAUGAUCAAGCCUCGCACGUUCCAUCUCGAAGGGGCUUUGGACACAGUAAUAUUGCUUGACCCUCCUCUUGACGCUCCCGGACAAUACUCUUUGCUUUCGGCCAUAAAACUUGGUGUAUGUGAUGCUCAGCAUCGACACUUCCUACCUACGGACGAAUGGGACAGACACGAUCACCUGAUACCAUGGGAGACAUAUCAAGACGAUCUCAGAGCGCGAUCUCUAGUGCAGACCACACUGGCACUUGCACCUGUCAUCACAGGCUCGGCCAAGACUGCUGACCUCAAUUCUCUUCUUCUAUGGCACAACCUAUGCUUGACACUAAACUCCAACAUGCAGAUCUUCGAACUUGCAGCAGGUCGAGCGGGGGCCGGUCCAGCUGGUAAAGCUCUGGCCGAUGUGGAAGAUUGGGCUCGCACGUCUUCUGCGCGCCGUGCUUGUAUUCAUGCCGCACAAUCAUUCAAACUGCUGAGUAACCGCAAAGUUUCGGAGAGCAUUACGCUCAACUCCAUGUCAGCCCUGUUCUGCUCUGCUCUUGUCCUCGGCUUGUAUCUCUUUACUGUCCCCAGUUCUGGAAACGAGUCUGCGCGUCCGCCGUACGAACUGAUGGAUGAUGUCGAUUGGACCGUCGUCGGCAACGCGGGUAUGGCGGAAAGCUCUCCUGGAAACAGCCCGAACAUGAUGUUUGAGUCUUCGCAUGCUUCGAAUGUGACCCGUGCAUUCAUUGAGGCAGGAGGUCCUGUUUCGAUCAACGGUGUUGUUGCUACCAGCGGGUUCCAGACUGCGAGACGGACGCUGCUGGACUUUGCGCAUUUGAUGGAUGGAAUCGGAACGUGGAAACCACGGACGCUGUCACGGAUUCUGCACAUCAUGUCUGAUGUGUUGGAAGAGUCUCUU
This is a messenger RNA of Aureobasidium uvarum, 2307 nucleotides long. The record is from the annotation of a GenBank genome assembly. Lineage: Eukaryota; Fungi; Ascomycota; Dothideomycetes; Dothideales; Saccotheciaceae.